Babesia ovata is the source of this 1638-nucleotide messenger RNA. RefSeq names its product major facilitator superfamily member protein. Gene Ontology annotation, molecular function: transmembrane transporter activity. Bases 1 to 1638 code for a protein of 545 amino acids. The transcript is spliced from 2 exons. Gene Ontology annotation, biological process: transmembrane transport. Gene Ontology annotation, cellular component: membrane. The record is from RefSeq and is a predicted model, not a curated record. NCBI's taxonomy places the organism in Eukaryota, Apicomplexa, Aconoidasida, Piroplasmida, Babesiidae.
AUGUCGGGGGACGCUGUUUUAAAAGGAGCUGGGGUAGCUCCUGCUGGAUCUGCUAAGGAACCUGCCGAGAAAAGCUCAAAAUUUAAGGGAGAGAAACAGAUCGCAGACUAUGGCACUUUUGGCCAGAUCUUGUACCACCUGGUAUCUUUCACUGAGGGUUACGAGCAGCAGGUGUUGUACAUGUGCAUGAGGGCCUUUGAGUCGACCUUGGGCUUCUCCAAGCGGCAGCUGACGAUGUUGAUGACUGUGUCCAUCAUGUCGCGCCUGUGCUGCUCACUGGUUUGGGGACUGCUGGCGGACGCCUUUGAGACCAACCUGGUGUUGGCUGCCGGGUUAUUGUUCAUGGGCAUCGCCUCGAUUUUGCUCAGCUGGACGUCGCACUACUCGGCGAUCCUCUUCCUGCGCUUCUUGCACGGCGCCGCGUUUGGCUGUGUAUACCCAGUUCAACAAAAAAUAAUCUCGGAUUCAGAUGAUGAUAAUAAUUCGAACAGCAGCAGCACGUUCACUCGUCUUCAUGCUCUGAAUACCAUUGGCCGUAUGCUGUGCGCCGUCUUGACUACAGAGGCUGCUCAGAACAUCUUGCUGGGAUAUAUUGGCUGGCGUGUCUCGUACAUCGUGUUGGGAUACGUAUGGAUCUCAAUUGGUAUUGCAAUUAUAUUUGCAAUCCAUACUAAGCCGGAACACACCUCUCCUUAUGACUCAAUACAGGAAUUUGCGAGCCGAGUAGCUGGUGCCUUUCAAGCGGUUUUUACGUCGUGGUCAGCGUUUCUAUCUAUAUUCACGAUGCUGAUCGCGGAGGCUCCGAUGUGUACGCUUCCGUACAUGAUCACGUACCUGGAGUACUUGGGUGUAUCUGACCUGAAGGUGGGCGUUGCCAUCGUGGUCACGACGAUCGGCGGCGCAGCAGGAACUGCGGCUGGAGGAAUAGUUAUUGACAAGAUUACAAGUACUCAUAAGGACUAUGGCGAGCUGAUUGCCGGAAUCGUCGUGAUGGGCGUACGGCUAAUCGUCUGUCUCUUGUUCUUCAUGUCCCCGGCGCCGGACGGACGUUUGCUGUGGUAUCACUACAUAGAAUUUGCGAUUCUCGGUGCAACCUUAGUUACCGUCGGCGGCGUGGAUAGACCAAUUAUGAAGAAAGCAAUCGAAGACAAGUAUCAGGCCACGGCCUCCGCCAUAAUCCAGUGCAUAUCCGGCAUCUCGAUUAGCGUCAGUUUCGUCGAGAUUUUCGCGUGGGUGUCAGAGAAGCUGCACGGUUAUGUACCAUCCAAGCAACCACUCGAAGCCAUGGAUGAGGGCAUCAAAGAUAGAAACACCGAGGCCCUGAGGAGGUCGACCAUGUACAUCAUCGUGAUAGGCUCACUGCUCAACAUCGCCUGCUAUGGCGCGCUGUUUGGCACAUACGAGAAGGAUAAGGUAAAAAUUGAGGAAAAAAAUGUGGAGGAAAGGAAGAAGAGGGAAGAAAGGGUCUUUAGUGAGAAAACGAAAGGAGAAAAGGCAAUAGACUCGUUGCCACCCGAUCCACCACGCGAUGUGGCAGACUUAGAGACAGGGGACAGAAGCAGGGACGGGGGAGAUGAGCUUGUUACACUAGAAUCGAUGACAGCAAUGUUGAAGGAGGGACCAGGUUUUCGUAAGUGA